Candida albicans SC5314 is the source of this 1023-nucleotide messenger RNA. RefSeq lists its product as uncharacterized. The record is from RefSeq and is a predicted model, not a curated record. Bases 1 to 1023 code for a protein of 340 amino acids. The transcript has a single exon. Lineage: Eukaryota; Fungi; Ascomycota; Pichiomycetes; Serinales; Debaryomycetaceae.
AUGACUGCUACCACGGCCACAACCACCACUAACCCUAGUAUUACCCCGGAACUAUUACUUAAAUUGGCUUACUCUUAUCCCAAUCUACAAAAUUCAUGGUAUCUAAUCGCCGUGGCCACAUUGACUCAAUUAAACUUAUCAGAAGAAAUCCCUAAAGUCUUCCAUUUUGCUUUACGACAACAAUUGUUAGAAUUUCAAAAUGAUUCUAGUUUGUUGACUAAUGAAACAAUGUUGAAAUUAGCUGAAGAUUCAAUUAGUUCUAGUGAAAGAUUCCCUGAUAUUCAUCAAACCGGGGUUAAAUUACCUGAUGUAUUGAUACCUCAUACUUAUAGUGAAAAAUUGCCUUUAAAUUAUAAAUAUUAUCAAGGUAAAGAUAUACGUCAAACCCAACAAUCAAUAGUUGAUCAAAUUAGAGAGGUAUUAUUGAAAAUUAGUAUGUUCAGUGGAUUACCCAAAUCGAUCAAUUCAUUAUUAAUAUUAAAAUCAGUAACUCCAACUGCAUUAACCAAUUCAAAUACAGACACAAACAUUAGUUUGCCUAAACGUAAGAACAUUGUUGAACCCAUUGAAGAAAAUACCACCACAAAUACACAAAAUGUUGUUGAUACAAUUGGUGGGAAAAUAUCAAACGGGUCUAUUGUUGUGGAUCAAAUUGUUACUAAUUUAAUUGAAGGAUUAGAAUACUGGAAUAAAAUAUAUUCAAAUAAAUUAAAUAUUCGAAUCAAAAAAGAAAUGUUACGAGCUUAUCCAGAUUUAUGGUAUUUUGUAUAUCAUCAUAUUUAUGGUCCAUUGAUCAGUUUUACAGAAAUUUUGUCUCCACAGAAAACUUCAUUUAGUUUGAUUGCAUGUAUGAUACCUCAAGAUGUGAAUUCUCAAUUGAAAGGUCAUUUAAAAGGUGCUAUUAAUAAUGGGGCAACAAAGGAAGAAGUAAAUAAUGUUAUUCAAUUGGUGUUUGAUAUUUGUGAUUCAUUGAACCAAACUCAAUUAUGGAAAGAUGGUAAACAAAGUGUUCCAAAAUUAUAG